Messenger RNA from Cryptomeria japonica (Japanese cedar), 591 nucleotides. RefSeq names its product putative germin-like protein 2-3. Gene Ontology annotation, molecular function: manganese ion binding. Gene Ontology annotation, cellular component: cell wall. The coding region runs from base 1 to 591 and encodes 196 amino acids. The record is from RefSeq and is a predicted model, not a curated record. NCBI's taxonomy places the organism in Eukaryota, Viridiplantae, Streptophyta, Pinopsida, Cupressales, Cupressaceae. The transcript has 2 exons.
AUGGCAGCGGAUUCCGAUCCCUUGCAAGAUUUCUGCGUCGCAGACAAGGAAAGCAUGGUUAAGGUGAACGGGUUCGUUUGCAAAGAUCCCAAGGAUGUUUCGGCAGAGGACUUCUUCUUCGGGGGACUUGGGCAGGCAGGGAACACCGACAAUGCAGUGGGCUCAAAUGUAACGAUGGCCAAUGUUAUGCAGAUACCAGGCCUCAACACCUUCGGAAUAUCGUUGGUCCGUAUCGAUUACGCAGUGGGUGGAAUAAAUCCUCCUCACACGCACCCAAGAGCCACUGAAGUUCUUGUUUUACUGGAAGGCCAGCUUCUUGUGGGUUUCAUUGACACCACCAACAAGUUUUUCAGCAAAACGUUGGAGAAGGGAGAUGUGUUUGUGUUUCCAAAGGCACUUGUGCAUUUCCAGCAGAAUGUGGGGCAUGAAAAUGCGGUGGCCAUAGCUGCAUUGAGCAGCCAGCUUCCGGGAGCUCAGACAAUCGCCAACUCUCUGUUUGCAGCGGAUCCUGCUCUCCCAGAUUCCGUAUUGGCCAAGGCCUUCCGCAUCACCCAAGAGCUUGUCGAUUUCAUUCAGAAGAAAUUUGCAUAA